Molecule: messenger RNA, 1032 nt
Organism: Haliotis rubra (blacklip abalone)
Lineage: Eukaryota; Metazoa; Mollusca; Gastropoda; Lepetellida; Haliotidae
Product: ankyrin repeat domain-containing protein 6-like
Exons: 4
Coding region: 1-735 (244 amino acids)
Biological process (GO): positive regulation of transcription by RNA polymerase II
Cellular component (GO): nucleus
Molecular function (GO): transcription cis-regulatory region binding; protein binding
Source: RefSeq, a predicted model, not a curated record
AUGUACAGAAUAAGACAGCAAGGUGGGGAUCUAGAGAGUUUUUCUGAUGAGUUACUGAAGGCUGGAGCUGAUGUUAAUGUACAGAAUAAUAAAGGUGACACACCACUUCAUAAAGCAGCAAGGUGGGGAUCUAGAGAGUUUUCUGAUGUGUUACUGAAGGCUGGAGCUGAUGUUAAUGUACAGAAUAAUACAGGUGACACACCACUGCAUAAAGCAGUAGCAGCAGGGUGGGGAUCUAGAAAGUGUGUUGAUGUGUUACUGAAGGCUGGAGCUGAUGUUAAUGUACAGAAUAAGACAGGUGACACACCGCUUCAUAUAGCAGAAGCAUCAGUAGGGUGGGGAUCUACAGAGUUUUCUGAUGUGUUACUGAAGGCUGGAGCUGAUGUCAAUGUACAGAAUAAUACAGGUGACACACCACUUCAUAAAGCAGUAGCAGCAGGGUGGGGAUCUAGAGAGUGUGUUGAUGUGUUACUGAAGGCUGGAGCUGAUGUUAAUGUACAGAACAAUACCGGUGACACACCACUUCAUAGAGCAGCAGCAGCAAGACAGGGAUCGACAACUUGUGUUGAUGUGUUACUGAAGGCUGGAGCGGAUGUUCAUGUAAAGAAUAAUACAGGUGACACACCACUUCAUGGAGCAGCAAGACAGGGAUCUACAGAGUGUGUUGAUGUGUUACUGAAGGCUGGAGCUGAUGUUAAAGCACUGAAUAUUACAGGCCAGACAUCACUGCACUAGUUGCAAGCCUUAUCGAUCUAAAUUAAAAACAUUCAUGGAUUUCAUUGAUCAGGGCAGAAUAUGCCAUCAAAGAUAUGCUACACGUCAGAUAAGAACCGAGACAGUAUAACAGUGAACUUAAAUUCCCUUUGCAUCAAUGCUCUGAUUAUGGCUGAAAACAACAAAUGUCAAAAAUAUAUGAAAACGUCUUGUGCUGUGACAUUAUUCCAAUCUUACAUUUACUAAAAGAAUUCGAUCUGCAUGAACAAUGGCGUCGGGAUGAGAGCAAAAAAUAAUACAAUGGUGUGUGUGAAGUUA